AUGAACUUCUGGAACACCUUCGGAAUGAAGGCUGUCUGUUAUUCUCUGGAGAUUGCGAGCAUUCAGAUGGAUCUUGGCAGUAGCAUUGAGCCAGAAAGAGCUGAGGAAGAGGAGCCGAUGAAGGAGAUAACACCGGCUCAGAAGAAAGCGUUGGAUCGAGUAUUUGCCAAGUUUCCCACAGCAAAGGACGGGAAGCUUGGACGAACCAGUUUGUACGUGCACCGCAUAGAUGUUGGAGAAGGGAAACCCAAGAAGCAGCUGCGUCACUACCCGAUAUCGAAGUAUGUUCUGGACGAAGUCAACAAGGUGAUAGAUCGAAUGUUGGCCUUGGAUGUGAUAGAGGAAGCGAUGUUCUCUCCGUGGAACAACCCACUCGUAGCGGUCAAGAAGAAAAACGGGGACUUCAGAGUAUGCCUGGAUGCACGGCACCUAAACUCCAUCAUGACCAACUAA
Ochlerotatus camptorhynchus is the source of this 453-nucleotide messenger RNA. RefSeq lists its product as uncharacterized. NCBI's taxonomy places the organism in Eukaryota, Metazoa, Arthropoda, Insecta, Diptera, Culicidae. Bases 1 to 453 code for a protein of 150 amino acids. The record is from RefSeq and is a predicted model, not a curated record. The transcript has a single exon.